AUGAAUAGUGAGCAUAAUAAAAAUUGUAAUGAUAAUAGUGAACGAUCAAGAUUGGUACAAAAUGAGUUUAAUAACAAUUUCCUUAUAAAUUCCAAUUCAAGGGUAGACAACAAUAAUAGUAAUAUUUAUUAUACAAAUCAAAAUGGUAAAUAUGAUAAUGAAAGUAUUUUUGGAUCAAAUAUUAGAAAUGUCCAAAAUGAUAAUUUAAAAACAUUUAAUUUAAAUGAUAUAAACAAAGAGUCAAGUAAUAAUAGUCGAAAUAAAAAUUCAAACUUUACCUUAUAUAAUUCGAAUAAAAAUAUCCCUUCUCAUUUACUCAAUUUUUCUGAUGAUAUUAUAACUGAUAAUAUCAAUGAAAGUGAAAAUAAAAAUGAAAAUAAAAAUAAUACUAUAAUUAAUAAUUUAAACAAUCCAAUAACUAUUCUAGACACACAAAAUAAUCCUUCUUUUUUGUUUAAUGACAUCCAGAAUAAUUCAAAUUUUUAUAAAAUUGAAGAUUUCGAAAAAGAACACAAUUUUUUUUCUGAAAAACAAAAUAACACUCAAACAAAUAUAAUGGGCAAAAUGAAUAUAAUAAAUUUAAGCGCACAAACAAGUGAAAAUAAUUUUGAUGAAAAUAAUGAAAACACACCCUUUGGGUUUUUUCCUUUAUUUAAAAAGUUAAAUAAUAUAAGAACUAAAUUGUUACAUUUUUAUGAUAUAGAUAACGACAUAAUUAUAUAUCGAUGUAUGUGUGCAUUAUUUCCAUAUUGUGAUGUAGAUAAAAAAUCUUAUUUUAUUAAUAAUUUUGAUGAUAUUGAACAAGGCAAUAUCGACUCAAAAAUACAAAACACAUGUCCAACCAUAAAAUAUGCCACAGAUAUAAAUAAUUAUACAUCAAAUGGUUCAGAUAAUGAAAAUUAUGAUGAAAAUGAAAAUAUUAGAAAUGUAACAUGUAUUAAUGAUGAUGCUGUUGAUUAUUACGAUAACAAAUUGAACAUUAUAAAAAAUCCAGACUUAUAUGGAUUUAUAUGGUUAAAUAUAUUUAUUUCUUUUAUAUAUUUUUUUAUUUUCAAUUUAAAUAAUACUAUAUUUAAUACCACAACAAAUAUUAACAAUGAUUAUAUAAAUAGAUACAUUUAUCAAAAUAAACUAAAUGUUCUAUAUAACACAUUAUUUUCUAUUUACUUGUUUAAUGUACUACUUCCUGUUUUUAUAUUACUAGUUAAUUAUUUUAUUACAAAAAAAAAAUUCGCUAUUAAAUUAUUAUCCUUAAUUUCUUUAGCUAGUUAUAAUAAUAUUAUUUUAUUACCUUUGAUUCUUAUUUAUAAAUUUACAAUUAUAGAUACAACUAUCCCUAUUAUACAAUAUAUAUGCUCAUUUACACGUUUAUUACUUUUUAUUUUUUAUGUUGCUACAUCAUUAAUGUAUAUAUAUAAAUUUACUAUCAAAAUAUAUCGUAACAAUUUUUCAAAUGAAAUUAUUUAUUUUAAUUAUUUCAUUUUUACUAUUUCCUAUAUCUCUUUAUAUUUUAUGCUUAAAUCUUAUGUAUUUAAUUAUUUAUAA
Messenger RNA from Plasmodium berghei ANKA, 1545 nucleotides. Its product is annotated as conserved Plasmodium protein, unknown function. The transcript has a single exon. The record is from RefSeq and is a predicted model, not a curated record. Bases 1 to 1545 code for a protein of 514 amino acids. NCBI's taxonomy places the organism in Eukaryota, Apicomplexa, Aconoidasida, Haemosporida, Plasmodiidae.